CGAGGGCCCCAGUUGACUAGGCUCCUGCUCAAAGCUAGAGUUAUUUUCUCUAGACUCGCUGUGGAGCCCUGGGCUCCUCCUGGGAACAAGCCGCCUAGAGGGGCAGUAGGGGCCGAGUCGGCCGCACGGGCUUCUGGGGCUUGUGGUCUCCGGAACCGGCUCCCGCCUCACUUCCCCGAGGAGUGGAAGGCCUUGGGCGGGCCAGCGUUUCCGGGCUAGCGCUGGUGACCACCUGCUGGGCAGCACGUGGAACCCCGCCCCUGGGGAUGGCGCAGAGCGCCUGCUCCAGGGCGCCUGUGCCCGCUUGAGGGCGCCUUCCCCCGCUACAGGAACCCAGAAGGUAGGUGGGGCGGGUCCUGCACAGAUUUCCAAGACGCCCUCCCACCGCGCGAGGCCUGGCUUUCUGCGCCUGUGGACCACUUGUCCCUUCCACGUGCCCUGGAUUUGGACGUGAGCUCGCAAUAUUCGCAGGGACAAAAGCCAGGAUGGAUGUUCAAAAAUGGUAUUUGAGAACUUCAAAGCUGGCUCUGGCCUUGGCAAUUAUCCGCUCAAAACCAGCAGACAAAAGCAGCAGAGAAUACACAGAGCACCUUGCUAUGUUGCUGUCUGAGGAGGAGUCAAAAUGGAAAUCAAAAGUUGAAGUCUUGGAAGCUGAAGUUAUGCAAUUACGUCAAAAACUUCUUGUGGGCAGGCUUUGUUCAGGAUCCUUAAAGAGUGGAAACCUAUCUUCCCAGUUGGAGGCUCAGGAACCUAAGAGUUCUGAAAGUACAUUAGCUUCGAUGGAAGAUUCUGGAUGUGAUUUGUCAAAUGAGCAGAGAACUGAAUCCUCAGACCUGUCCCAGCACUUUGUAGAAAGCUGUACCCCCACUCACUUUCCACCACUGCCUCUUGUGAAAAGACCUUGUGCUAUCCUGCAAAAUCCUUUGUCUUCUCACAUGCAAUUCUUGCAAUAUCUUCUUGAAUUAAAGAACUUGACAGAAUCAGGUAAUCUUAAAAGAGACUUAACCCACUUUGAAAAAGACUCUUCCACAGUCUCUGAUUCUGUUUUUCAGUUGCUGGAUGGCCUGAUCACUUUUUACCGUAAUCCCAAACUUCCUUUUUCAAGAUUUUGGACAGAAGCUGUUGGUACUUUAGCUAGUCUGAUCAGUGACUGUAACUUAUCUAGUCAUAUUCUUAAAAAGUGUUCCAAGAAGUUGGAAGAAUUUGAGAAAACCCUACUACAUGCUAUUUUAGGAAACAAUCAUAUAAAUCGGUUUCAGGUGCAGCGUUAUGUCUCUCAGAGUCUGGUAACCCUGGGAAGCUGCCACUUGUUGAGAAAAUCUAUUAUAUCUCUGCUUCUAUCAGAAGUAAAUGGCUUUGCCGAUGAUCUGGGAGCCAUCAAUCAGGAGCAAGCGAGUUAUGAUGUGUCACGCUAUGAAAACAUUUUCUACCUGUUCUGGGUUCUGGAGCAGCUUCUUCAAAAGGAAACCAAAGAAGGCAACACUUCAAGUAUAGGUCAUGAUGACCAAGAAAUCAAGAAAUUUCUUCAGAAGCAUGAUGAAACUAUUUUCCAACUUUCUGAUGCAUUUCCUUUGUUUACUAUUUAUUUAUGGAGAGUGGGCAUUCUUUUGAACUCAGCACAGAUAGAAUCUCUUAAAAAUAACUCCAUUCCUUAGCAGUUUACCACGUUUGAAGCAUAAUAAAGUGGAAUAUAUGAAAAUCUCAUACUGAAAAGAUUUUCAAUAGUAUUUUAAUUAGCAUUUUAGAAUUGAUCUCUAAAUAUAAUUAUCAAUUCAACUUAAUGGUUAAAUUGUAUGAAAUUUUAUGAAUCAUAUUUCUAUACUAAAAUCAGUCAGUUUCAGUUGGUAAUGCCAUCGUUAUUCCCAUGUAACUAUAUCUUAUUUCACUCAAUAUAGUUUAGCUCUAUUAUUCUGUAAAAUGGACCAUUAAUUGUCUGUCUCUUAAAAGAUACUGAAGUUGUGAAAGAUUUCCAUGCAAUUGAUGCUAAAUGGUAAUCAAAGAGAUUUUUAAAGUUUAGUUGCAUUAUCAACACAAAGUGUUGGAAUAUAAGUGGUCAUAAAUGCAAUUUUAAAAACUUUUUCUUACAUAGUUGAACUUACAUCAUUGCUUUCAUCUUAGAUGAGAAUCAUAUAGAAGUAGAAUUUUUUUAACAUUUGGAAACUUAAUUGUUUUUUAUUUCAAUUUCAUAUGGCCAAUACAUUUG
Molecule: messenger RNA, 2203 nt
Organism: Macaca mulatta (Rhesus monkey)
Lineage: Eukaryota; Metazoa; Chordata; Mammalia; Primates; Cercopithecidae
Source: RefSeq, a predicted model, not a curated record